ACAUCCUGACUGGCUGACUGCAGUGGCAGCUACACGCCACUGGGGGGCAGCAAACAUCUCCCAGCACUGAAUAGACACUGUUGUUCCGGGGGGUCAUGAGACCCUGUCUGCUCCUCCUGAACCACGUGAGUCACAUGAACAGGAGAAGAAGAGCAGGCAUCACGGAGGAGAACAACAUGGAGGAGCUGUCCCGCUCCGUCAGGGAGGCUGGCUGCUGGGUCAGGAGGUGCUUCUGUGGAGAGGAAGAGGAGCAUGGAGAAGAGAAAGACAGCAGGAAGGAAGAAGAAGAGGAGGAGGAGGAGGCCUGCUCUGGAAAGAACAGGAGCUGGACCUCCCUGGCUGCUGCUGAGGUGGAUUCUGAGACCGGCUCCUCCUCGGUGUCCCGGUCUCACUGGUUCCACACUCUGCAGACCCGACGGCUCAAGGUUCACCGAGGACGCAGCAACAGCGACCCCCUGAGAGGAGCGCCGGGCCCCAAUCCCUUCACCUGGAAACCGGGCCUGGAGUUUGGAGCAGUGCAGUCGUACCUGAGUCUGGAGAAGCUGGGAGAGGGAGCGUUUGCCUCCGUCUACAAGGGCAUCAGCAGGAUCAACGGGCAGCUGGUGGCUCUGAAGGAGAUCCGGAUGAACACAGAGGAGGUCGUCCCGUUCACCGCCAUCAGAGAAGCAUCCCUGCUCAAACGGCUCAAACACGCCAACAUCGUCCUCCUGCACGACAUCGUCCACACCAGGGAGACGCUGACCUUCGUCUUUGAAUAUGUGCAGACGGACCUGGCCCAGUACAUGACCCAGCAUCCAGGAGGGCUGCACUCCCACAACGUACGGAUCUUCAUGUUCCAGCUGCUGCGCGGUCUCUGCUACAUCCACAGCCGCAGGAUCCUUCACAGAGAUCUGAAACCGCAGAACCUGCUCAUCAGCUACCUGGGGGAACUGAAACUGGCCGACUUUGGUCUUGCCAGGUCCAAGUCCAUUCCCAGUCACUCUUUCUCCUCUGAGGUGGUGACCCUGUGGUACCGCCCCCCCGACGUGCUGCUGGGCUCCACCGAUUACUCCGUGGCUCUGGACAUGUGGGGGGCGGGGUGCAUCCUCAUCGAGAUGCUGCAGGGGGCGCCGGCGUUCCCGGGGGGGCCAGACGAGCUGGAGCAGCUGAAAAAGAUCUUUUCGGUUCUGGGCGUUCCAUCCCAGAUCAGCUGGCCUGAACUCCGCCUGCUGUCCAGCGACAGUCCAGACCAUUUUGUUCCCUGUGAACCCAAACAUUUCAGAACCAUUUGGACCCGGCUGGAGCAGCUGCCGCCAAAAACUGAAGACCUGGCCCAGGAGAUACUGAAGGUGGUACCAGCCGAGCGGAUCUGUGCCCAGGAGGCCCUGCAUCACCCGUACUUCAGCACGCUUCCUCCCGCUGUCAUGCACCUGAGAGACACCGUCUCCAUCUUCAGAGUUCCUGGAGUUUAUCUGGAGACAGAGUUCAGCGAUAUCUUCCACCCCAGAAGAAAGGCCAACUCCUCCAUGCUGACCGCCAACAAAUAUUGGUAAAGAAAGGUCCAGUCAGAGACCGCCAGCAGCGCCUGACAGACAAGCAGAGGGGAGAAAAUAUGACGGACUGCUGCCAUACAUCUGAACUAUGAACCAUAAAGACGGUCCGUCAAUAAAAAAAUGUUUGUUUUGGUUAAAAUAGCACAGGAGGCGGAGCUCCGACCUGUUGGGUUCUAACUGAGGACACUGAGAACCUCCAAUGCUUUCUGUCUCGUGAUUCAAGAACCCAAUUUGGUAGAACCAGAACCAGCAGAUUAAUCCUCACAUCCAUAGACAGUAAUAGCAGUCAAAUGUCCGGUUGAAAGACCGGUGGGGGGGGGUCUACAGGAGGGGGGGUGGAUGCAAAGAUGACGCAAAACCAGCAAACAUCUGCAUACUGCCCUCCCCACGGCAGAUACAGGUGUAAGAUGGACAGACGGACGGACGGACGGACGGACAGAUGGAUGGACAGACGGAUGAAGGGAUGGAUGGAUGGAUGGG
Oryzias latipes (Japanese medaka) is the source of this 2012-nucleotide messenger RNA. NCBI's taxonomy places the organism in Eukaryota, Metazoa, Chordata, Actinopteri, Beloniformes, Adrianichthyidae. The record is from RefSeq and is a predicted model, not a curated record.